AUGCUCGGCCACCGCGGCUACCACGGCAAUGCUCGCGAUUACAAUGCUGCCGUAGCGGCGCUCAAUGGCCUGCAGAGCAACUUUUCUAUAGUCGAUGCCAUCAAGAAAGCUGGACCCGGCUGGAACAAGCGUGCCAUACCAGAGAUGCUCAGCUGGGUGCGGCGGAUAGGAUAUGAGCCGUCCGAUUUCGAUCGUCUUAACCCCAUACACAUCGCAGGCACCAAGGGCAAAGGCUCAACCUCUUCCUUCAUCUCCUCGAUCCUCGCGCAGUAUCUGCCGACGAAGAAGAGCAUACAUGCAGAAAGAUUGCCCUCUGCAAUCGGUCUUUACACAUCACCGCAUCUGCGAUUCGUUCGCGAGAGGAUCAAGAUCAAUAAUGAGCCUAUAUCAGAAGAGCUGUUCGCCCGUUGCUUCUGGGAGAUCUGGGAUCGACUAGAAGCAUCACAGCCGAAAGGCUUGGACUCGGGCGCGAGAGGGAUAGACGGCAAGCCUGUCUAUUUCCACUUUCUCACAUUGAUGGCCUUGCAUUGCUAUCUUAAAGAGUCGGUAGGGACAGCAGUAAUCGAGUGUGGCAUUGGAGGGGAAUAUGAUACAACCAAUAUCCUGUCAAAGCCAUCGGUUACAGGCGUCACCAGCUUGGGGAUCGAUCAUGUCGCACUGCUCGGCGAUACUAUCGACCAGAUAGCGUGGCACAAAGCCGGCAUUUUCAAAGAAGGUGUCCCAGCCUUCACGGUUCCCCAGCCAGAGCAGGCGCUUAAAGUGCUGCGAGAGCGAUCGAAGGAGCGGAGGACAGAGCUGCAUGUUGUGUCUGUUCACAAAGCCCUUCAAUCGAUCCAGCUUGGUCUUCACGGUGGCUUCCAGAAGCUCAAUGCCUCUCUAGCCAUCGCAAUAUCAGCACUCCACCUUAGUCGUCUUGGCUUCACUGGAUUACCAGACCCUUAUAACCCAGAAGCUGAGCUGCCUCGGGAGUUCAUGACUGGGCUUGAGACGACAAAACUCGGGGGUCGGUGCGAUCAGCGACCAGAUGCAAAACUCGCAGCACUUACUUGGUACGUUGAUGGCGGCCAUACUUUGGAGAGUAUUGAAGUCGCUGGCCAGUGGUUUGCCGAGAGGACUGCGAAGUGCGAGGCAGACGGCGGCCAGCGCAUUCUUCUCUUCAACCAACAGACGCGGGAUGCAUCUUCACUGGCGAGACGCCUCCACAACACGCUGGCUGGCGCACUGAAAGAUGCCCAUCCAUUCAGGCAUGCGAUUUUCUGUUCCAACACAACGUACAGGAAUGCUGGCUACAAAGCAGACCUGGUCUCAAUGAACACCAGCAAAGACGAUGUCGACAGUCUGCGUGUGCAAAAAGAACUUGCAGCUGCCUACAAUGCUAUUGAUCCUCGGGCAAAGAUUCACGUCGUCAGCACGAUUGAGGAAGCCAUUGCUCGAGCUCGCGAACUGGCUACCACUCCGAAAACGCAGGUCCUUGCCACCGGCAGCUUGCAUCUGGUCGGCGGUGUGAUUGAAGUUCUGGAAAGCGAAGCAGAGAGCUCUGGAGAAUGA
This is a messenger RNA of Pseudocercospora fijiensis CIRAD86, 1548 nucleotides long. RefSeq lists its product as uncharacterized. Gene Ontology annotation, biological process: tetrahydrofolylpolyglutamate biosynthetic process. Gene Ontology annotation, cellular component: cytoplasm; cytosol; mitochondrion. Gene Ontology annotation, molecular function: ATP binding; tetrahydrofolylpolyglutamate synthase activity. Lineage: Eukaryota; Fungi; Ascomycota; Dothideomycetes; Mycosphaerellales; Mycosphaerellaceae. Bases 1 to 1548 code for a protein of 515 amino acids. The record is from RefSeq and is a predicted model, not a curated record. The transcript has 2 exons.